This is a messenger RNA of Propithecus coquereli (Coquerel's sifaka), 1710 nucleotides long. It is a transcript of the gene ZNF24, whose product is annotated as zinc finger protein 24. Gene Ontology annotation, molecular function: DNA-binding transcription factor activity, RNA polymerase II-specific; RNA polymerase II cis-regulatory region sequence-specific DNA binding. The transcript has 4 exons. Bases 323 to 1429 code for a protein of 368 amino acids. The record is from RefSeq and is a predicted model, not a curated record. Gene Ontology annotation, biological process: regulation of transcription by RNA polymerase II. NCBI's taxonomy places the organism in Eukaryota, Metazoa, Chordata, Mammalia, Primates, Indriidae.
CCUCCCCUGUGUCCUCUGCGACCCUCACCUUCCCCCUCCCCCAUCUGCUGGUUUUGUUCUAUUUCGAGGCCUUGGCGUCUCGCGGAGGUUUCUGGGAGUCGUUUCAGGCGGAGGUGGGGACAGGGCGGACCUUGCGCUGGGGCUGUUGGGACUUGUAGUCCCGCGGGCCGUGGACGGAAGUGCCGUGGCUCGGACGCGGUUGUCGCAGGGUGGCCUUUGGUCGUCUGAAAUCCGCCGCCGGUUGCCUGUGAAGAAAACGGGGUAUUUCCCUAAGGCUUAUAUUCUGCCUUGAUUGUCUUUUCUUGAAGUAUUGUAAAUCAGGAUGUCUGCACAGUCAGUGGAAGAAGAUUCAAUACUUAUCAUUCCAAAUCCAGAUGAAGAGGAAAAAAUUCUGAGAGUGAAGUUGGAGGAGGAUCCUGAUGGCGAAGAGGGAUCAAGUAUCCCCUGGAACCAUAUCCCUGACCCAGAAGUUUUUCGACAGCGAUUCAGGCAGUUUGGAUACCAGGAUUCACCUGGGCCCCGUGAAGCUGUGAGCCAGCUCCGAGAACUUUGUCGUCUAUGGCUGAGGCCAGAGACACACACGAAAGAACAAAUCUUAGAGCUGGUAGUGCUAGAGCAGUUUGUUGCCAUCCUACCCAAGGAGCUACAGACUUGGGUUCGCGAUCAUCAUCCAGAGAAUGGAGAGGAGGCAGUGACGGUGCUGGAGGAUUUGGAGAGUGAACUUGAUGACCCUGGACAGCCGGUUUCUCUCCGUCGCCGAAAACGGGAAGUGCUAGUAGAGGAGAUAGUAUCUCAAGAAGAAGCUGAGGGAGUACCAAGUUCUGAGCUUGAUGCUGUGGAGAACCAGCUCAAGUGGGCAUCCUGGGAGCUCCAUUCCCUAAGGCACUGUGAUGAUGAUGCUAGGACUGAAAAUGGAGCACUAGCUCCAAAGCAGGAGACUCCUUCGGCAGUAGAAUCUCAUGAAGCUCCUGGCAUGCUCAAUAUAGGUGUUCCUCAAAUUUUUAAAUAUGGAGAAGGCUGUUUCCCCAAGGGCAGGUUUGAAAGAAAGAGAAAUCCCUCACGAAAGAAACAACAUAUAUGUGAUGAAUGUGGAAAACACUUCAGUCAGGGCUCAGCCCUUAUUCUUCAUCAAAGAAUUCAUAGUGGGGAGAAACCUUACGGAUGUGUUGAGUGUGGGAAAGCAUUCAGCCGAAGUUCCAUCCUUGUGCAACACCAGAGAGUCCAUACUGGAGAAAAACCUUACAAAUGUCUUGAAUGUGGGAAAGCCUUUAGCCAGAAUUCUGGGCUUAUUAAUCAUCAGAGAAUCCAUACUGGGGAGAAACCUUAUGAAUGUGUUCAGUGUGGGAAAUCCUAUAGUCAAAGCUCCAAUCUUUUUAGACAUCAGAGAAGACACAAUGCAGAAAAACUUCUGAAUGUUGUGAAAGUUUAAGAAAUUGAAAAAAAAAUCAGCACUCAGGUCUUUUCUUCAGAAAUGAAGACAAAAUUUAAAACAUGAAAUGAUACAGAUAGUUUUUUCCCUACUGACUGUCACAAAAUCUACUGGGAAAUGUAAAAAUUCUUCACUUACCAUUAUUAUUUUAUCUUGAAAGAAAUGGUGUUGUACCUGCCUAGAAACUGAAAUUUUAAACUUAAUUCAGGUGUUAAUGCCUAAAUUUUCUGUGUAAUGUUUAUAUUCUCUAUUACUUUUCCAAAUAAUGAGCUACCUGAUUC